CGGCAUUAAACACUUAAGAGCUGUAUAUCAGUUAAGUGACUUACUGACUCGAAUAACAAAGCGAUUGGUCAGUUCAAGUUCCUAAUCGAGUCGCAUCAGAUCGGUCUGCACGAAUAUAACAAAUAAUUGCACAAUCGAAGGAUAUGAUCCCAUAAAGAUGUUUUUUCAAAUAAUUUUUUCCUGUGUUGUUUUGGGUAUUGUUUCAAGUGCUCCUUCCACCCGUGAUUCUUCAACAUGUGGAUAUCAAUCAUGCCACCCACUAAAAGAAGGAUAUAUUAACGUACACAUUGUACCUCACACACAUGAUGACGUUGGUUGGUUAAAAACAGUUGAUCAAUAUUAUUACGGAAGCCGAACCAACAUUCAAAAUGCUGGUGUCCAAUAUAUUUUAGACUCAGUUGUACAGGCUCUAAAAAAAGAUACCAAUAGAAGAUUUAUUUAUGUUGAAACAGCAUUCUUCUGGAAAUGGUGGAUUCAUCAACAUGACACCGUAAAAUCUUUAGUUAGAAAACUUGUUAAAAAUGGACAACUUGAGUUUAUCGGUGGUGCUUGGAGUAUGAAUGAUGAGGCGGCAACACAUUAUCAUUCUAUUGUUGAUCAGUUUACCUGGGGACUAAGAAAAUUAAAUGAAACCUUUGGAGAAUGUGGAAGACCAAAAGUUGGAUGGCAAAUCGAUCCCUUUGGUCACAGCAGGGAAAUGGCUUCCAUAUUUUCACAGUUAGGGUUUGAUGGAGUGCUACUUGGAAGAAUUGAUUACCAAGAAAAAACAGAAAGACUUACUACAAAGACGCCAGAGAUGAUUUGGAGAGGAAGCGACAAUUUAGGUGAUAAGAGUAAUAUAUUUACCAGCGUUUUGUACAACGUUUACGCUCCCCCAAAAGGAUUUUGUUUUGAUAUACUUUGCACUGAUGAUCCAAUUAUUGACGAUAAGAAGAGUCCCGAUUAUAAUGUCGAUGAAAAAAUUGAUAACUUCUUUAGUUACAUUAAAAAUAUGACUGAUGGAUAUACUACUUCUAACGUGCUUGUAACUAUGGGCGAAGACUUCCACUAUCAAGAAGCUAAUGUUUGGUUUAAAAAUCUGGAUCUCCUAAUUAAAUAUGCAAAUGCAAGACAGGCAUCAGGUUCAAAAUACAACCUAAUUUAUUCAACACCCUCUUGUUACGUUAAAGCAAUCAACGAUGAAACAAAAGGAAAGAAAAAUUGGUUGGUCAAAACAGACGACUUUUUCCCAUAUGCAUCAGAUCCACAUGCAUUUUGGACAGGAUAUUUUACUUCAAGACCAACCAUUAAGCGUUUUGAAAGAGAAGGAAAUAACUUUUUACAAGUUUGCAAACAACUUUAUGCCUUGGCCAACUUGGGUCCAGAAGAUUGGGUUGACUUGAAUGCUUUAAGGGAAGCUAUGGGUGUGAUGCAGCAUCACGACGCUGUUACUGGCACCGAAAAGGAACACGUCGCACAUGAUUACGAAAGAAUUUUGGCUAAAGGAAUCGAGGAAUGUGAAAUAAUUACAGCAACUGCGUUAAGUCAACUGAUGACAAGCUCCAGCAAAAAACGUCUAAAUGAUGAUCCUAAACCAGAAAUUCCUUUUAAAUCUUGCUUAUUGACAAAUGUCAGUUCUUGCCCCAUUUCUGAAGUAGAAAAAAAUUUCAUCGUAAAUGUGUAUAAUCCUUUGAGUAGAAAUGUCAGAAAAUUUGUAAGGUUGCCUGUCUUGGGAACCGGCUAUAAAGUUGUGGAUUCAUCAGGUACCCAACUUCGAGUACAACUGAUUCCCAUUGCGUCACCAAUAUUGACCAUCCCGGGCAGAAGAAGUGAAGCUACUGUCGAAUUAGUGUUUUUAGCCGAGGACAUACCGCCUUUAGGUUUCAAAUCAUUCCACAUUUCCAGAAUUGAGGAAAACAACAUUAUCCAGAAGUCACCUGUACAAAGCCAAUAUAAAUUAGGAAAUGCUAUUUUUGACAUAAACAAAGACACUGGCCUAAUUAUUUCCGCAACUAUCAACGGAAUUAACCUUCCACUGUCUCAAGAGUUUCUGUACUACGAAGGAUUUGUGGGCAAUAAUGCUGUAUUCGACAACCGAUCAUCAGGAGCUUACAUAUUUAGACCGCUAGAACAAACUGCGACUAAAGUUAGUGAGAAAGCUAAAAUUGAAGUUUAUCAAGGACCACUUGUUGCCGAAGUACAUCAAAUAUUCAAUGAAUGGGUUAGUCAAAUUAUUCGUAUAUACGCAGAUGAGGACUUUGUGGAAUUCGACUGGCUUGUAGGACCCAUCCCUAUCGAUCAACCACACGGAAAGGAAAUAAUAACCAGAUUUAAAACAAAUUUAGCAAAUAAUGGAGUAUUUUAUACAGACUCAAACGGAAGAGAAAUGUUGAAGAGGGUACUAAACUUUAGGCCGACGUGGAAUUUAGAAUUAGAAGAGCCAGUCUCAGGAAAUUAUUAUCCAAUAACAUCAAAGAUCUUAAUUAGAGACGCUGAUAAAGAUGUGGAAGUAGCAGUUUUGACGGACAGAGCUCAAGGGGGGUCAAGUUUGAAAGAUGGGCAAUUGGAAUUAAUGAUCCACAGAAAUUGCAUGCAUGACGAUGCAUUUGGUGUGGGCGAAGCUUUAAUUGAAGAAGCCUUUGAUAGGGGACUAGUUGCAAGAGGAACCCACUGGCUAGUUUUUGGAAGUUUGUCUAACAGCACUAGUGGAAAAAGUGUAGCUGCUCUUGAAAGAGAUAUUGCCCAAAGAAAAUUGUUGAAUGCGUGGACGUUCUUAGCUCCAACAACUAAAACAUUUGAGGAAGCUCAAAAUAGCUAUAAAUUUGACUUCGCCGGUUUGCAACGUUCUCUUCCUGAUAAUGUUCAAAUUUUAACUUUAGAACCAUGGAAAGGAUUUAGUUUCCUUUUACGUUUGGAACAUGUUUUAGAAAAAGGCGAAGAUCCUACAUUGUCUCAAACAACUACAGUUGACUUAAAGGAACUUUUUACCCCUUUUACAAUUAAUUCAUUGAAAGAAACCACUUUAGGAGCCAACCAAUGGCUUAGUGACAGUGAAAGGCUUACAUUCGAUGCAUCAUCAGAUACUUUGCAUUCAUUGGUAAAGGCUAAAAAAUUAAACACUGUUGAACUGGAAAAAAGAAGGAUAUAUGAGGACAGCGAAUCAGAGGCACCUAAUAACGUUAAGAGGGAUACCAUCACUGAUGACCUGGAUAAUUUGAAAAUUUCAUUGUCACCUAUGCAAAUUCGUACAUUUGUUGUAGAAAUUAAGGAAAUAUAAAUUUUAAUUAAGGAAUAAAUAAUUUUAAAUAA
This is a messenger RNA of Aethina tumida (small hive beetle), 3288 nucleotides long. RefSeq names its product lysosomal alpha-mannosidase-like. The transcript has 18 exons. The record is from RefSeq and is a predicted model, not a curated record. NCBI's taxonomy places the organism in Eukaryota, Metazoa, Arthropoda, Insecta, Coleoptera, Nitidulidae. Gene Ontology annotation, cellular component: lysosome. Gene Ontology annotation, molecular function: alpha-mannosidase activity; carbohydrate binding. Bases 158 to 3256 code for a protein of 1032 amino acids. Gene Ontology annotation, biological process: mannose metabolic process.